GCCGCUGGAGGAGACACUUUGCAGCGUCGCAGCUCGGGUCUGCGCCUGAAGCCUCCGGAUCCCAGCCAGCUUGGUCCAACCCUAGUCAGUCGCAAUCCCUUGUGCCCAAGCCAAUCUUCGCUGGGAGCGGCAGCAUGCAUGCAGUGCCGUGCCCAGGGCUCUGAAAGCAGCCCGCGGACGCGCUUGCUUGCUUGUCUUUUCAGGUUUUGGGGCUCUUGGUUACACGGAUGUGUCUCCCUCCCUUGGCAUGAUGGGUUUCUUUUUGGCAUCUGUUGGAUUUGCGUUCUUUUCCGUGUUAUAUAUACAACAAGGGCUUUCUUCUCAAGCAAAAUUUACCGAGUUUCCGAGGAACGUGACUGCAACCGAGGGACAAAAUGUGGAAAUGUCUUGUGCUUUCCAAAGUGGCUCUGCUUCAGUGUACCUGGAGAUUCAGUGGUGGUUCCUUCGGGGACCAGAGGACCUGGAGCAUGGGACCGAGGCAGCCAGCUCUCAGGUGGAGCUCUUACCCGACAGAGACCCGGACAACGACGGGACCAAGAUAAGUACAGUGAAAGUCCAAGGCAAUGACAUCUCCCACAAGCUUCAGAUUUCCAAAGUGAGGAAAAAGGAUGAAGGCUUAUAUGAGUGCAGGGUAACUGAUGCCAACUACGGGGAGCUACAGGAACACAAGGCCCAGGCCUAUCUGAAAGUCAAUGCCAACAGCCAUGCUCGGAGGAUGCAGGCCUUUGAAGCCUCACCCAUGUGGCUACAAGACAUGAAGCCUCGAAAGAAUGUGUCAUCAGUGGUUCCCAGCAGUAUUCACAGCUCUGCCAACCAACAAACGCACUCCACCUCCAGCCCUCAAGUGGUAGCCAAAAUCCCAAAACAAAGUCCACAAUCAGCAAAGAGCAAAUCGCCUGUAAAAUCUACGGAGCGGACAGCAAAGUUGACCCUAAACUCCAAGCACCAUUCUGCACCCCUGUACUCUAGUUACCUACCCAAGGAGCAUCAGCUUCCGGAAGCAUAAGUGAAGAGGCUAUCACACGCUUUAUUGAUAGUAUUUUCUUUGGGAAGUUGCUGAUCUUUUAUUUGAAGAGAUGUGAAGCGAUAGGACAUUUUCUAAUAACAAGAUAUUUUUUUCUUUUCUUUCAACAAAUAAAAUCUGCAUUUCACUGACUGCUCAGGAAUUGACCUGAAAGUCAUCAGUGUAAUAAAUAUUUCCAUGGAUUCCACUAAUUUCCUAUCAAGGGAUACCUAAUCUGAAAGAAGCAGACAAAGAUGGAAAACUUAAGAAAUACAAACUAUCUUCAAACAUCACCCCAGCCCAAGCUGGGAAACAAAAAACAUAAAACAAAAUGCUGGACACUGCAAAUCAACAACAGGAAACUUUAUUUUACAUAAGGAAGAAUAAAGAAUCAUUUUAACUUCUUUCCCCUGACCCUCCCAUGGAAUUUUUCUUGGAGUUUCCCUUCUUUUCCUUGAUUGCCGUUCUUGUUCUGGGGUAGCAAGUGCCAAUUAUGGCCAAUCCUAGUCAAUCCUGGGAGAUUUAUAUUCAUACAUAUUGAGUGUGCUAUAUUUCAAUGUAUUUUAAUUCAUUUUGCAAUUUCUGUAUAUGCAAAUCUGGCAAAUUCUGUAAAUUGCUUACAGUAUGUGUGAUAUGACUUCAAGGUAGAUAGAUAUGACACUCAUGCAAGCUGACUUUCUUCAUUAUAUAUACAAAUAUAUACAUGAGCAAAUACUAGGCCACCUACUUCUUUUCCUAAAGCACUAUUUUCCACUUGAAUCUCAUGUAUUAUGUGAAGCUUGUAGUGUGUUUCUUUGUUCAACUGGUUUGACAGCUACAGUUUGUCUCUAUUGUUCUCUGCUUUCUCCUGGAACAAGCAUAUUUAAAUUGUAUAUGUCUCUGAUAAAUGAAUUAAUUUUGCUAUGUGUAUUCCAUGUGGGAGUUUGCUGUGUUCUUUUAUAUGUGUGUUUAUUGAGGUUUGGGAAUUUCAAGUCUGAAGAAUGCACAUCCUGGUUUUGACAGAUCUCCUCAUGUUACCAAUAUUCUAUCUCAGAAAAAGAGGGAAAACUGAAGAAGACAUUUUGACUUCUCAGGUUCCUGGAAGAGCAUGUCACACUCAAACUAAAUAACACUGCUUCCUUUGUUCUUCAAGAAUUUUUGUAGCUUUGCCAUUCUGUUAUUUGCUGCUAAUUAUAUUUUAAAGUCUACUAAUUAAAAUUUAAAAUGUGAUUCUUGGCUGAAUACAAUAUGCAAGUGAUUGCAAAGCCCAUACUGAAAAAGACACGUGUUCAGUCUUCAGUCAUUAAUUAUAAUUUUAAAUAUUCCAUUGUUAUUUUUGACCUUAUGGUAUUUUGCUUAGACGUGUUCUAAAUAAGUGUCUCCAGCAAAGAAAGAUAAAACAAUUAAUACAUUCCCUCUUACAAAAUAAAUAGUUAUGAUUUGAGAAAGACGACAUCCAGUUAGUCUUCCAGAGAGAUUAUUUUAUUUACUUCCAUUAUAAAUUCAGAACACCAUCUAUUUAGGAAUAAUCCGUUCCCAGCUGAAGGUCCUAAAUUGAAGGUUGAAGACCAUAAAUACCUUUGAUUUUUAAGGUAAAGGGCUGGACAUUGCCAUUCACUUAUAAGCAAUGCGUAAAUUUUCAUAACAUUCUUAACAUUCUCUUUUAAGAAAUAUUGCUUCAUGCUAAAUUUCUCCUUGCUAUUUUUCCUGUUUCAUUUGAUUAUUUCAUUCUAAUGAGAAAAAUAAAGGUUUAAUUGUGAUAAUUUAUUAACAUACAAAUGUAUUUUCUUUCAAAGUUAAAUAUGUUGUAUAAAAUGAUGAUAGGUAAAUAUUGCCUGUUAAGUUUGUGUUAAGGCAUAUAUUAAUAUAUCGAUUUAAAAAGUCAACAGAGAUGGGAAAAAUCAUCAUGCAUUAUAUUUCUACUCAAUGUCCAGUUAACGAUAUCAACCAAUUCUACAGUAGGCCAAACUUGUACCCAUAUCAGUAAUGUUCAUCAUGCUUGUAAUAAAAGAGCACAUGCUAGUUUGGGAAGAAUGCUCACUAGAUUCAUUGUAUCAGUGUCCAAAGUAAUAAAGACCUACUUAUCACUGUGUGACCAAAGUUCAGCCCACUUUGAAAAUGGAAUAUGCCAUACUACUGUUCGUUCCAAACUCACAAAGAGGAUGGAACUUUAAACAUUAAACAUUAGAGCAGAAAAUAAAGAUAUCAAAGAGACCUUCCAAACACUUGCUCACUAUAUUGUAUUCUAUUGGAAUUACAAGUUUUUUAUGUAGCCAUGGCUAUGGAGGUGAAUACAAAUGCAAAAGUAAAGUAUCUGGCUUUCCCAAUCUUGUUUCCAAGGAUAUAUAGUAUUUUUAUAAGAUAGAGCUAUAAAAAGCUGAAAUUACUUACCCGAGUUUAAGUCAAAUACUUUAUUUCUUAAAGACUUAAAGACAGUUAACAAAGCAAAGGAAGCAAAUGAAAAUGCUCCUGAACAAAAUAAGAUAACUGAAUUCUCUAAAACAGAAACUGUAAUCUGAGUUAGUAAGUAAGAUUCAUGGAGUCUAAGAACCAGCCCCGUUUACAGUCAGCCCUCCAUGUCCUUAAGCAGUGCAUUGUAGCAACUAUCUGCAUGGUGUUUGUGCUGUAUGAGACAUAACAAUUAGAGAUGAUUUAACAUGCAGGAGGCUAUGUGUAUCAUGUUCAGAUACCAUGUCAUUUUAUCCAAGAGACCUGAGUACUCACAUGUUAUGAUAGCCAAUGACUUCCUUGUACAGCCAUCUAUCUGCAGAUGCUAGGGAGAGAGUUGUACAUGUAUGAUUCUGUUGAUAUGCAUUUUAUGGAGAUAGUCCUUAGCAUGCAUUACUUCUGAAAAGUAACUUAAUUGUGGUUUCCUCUGAGAAAGAAAUAUAUAAAUGAUUUUGAGAAUCUAAGAAGUCCUCAUUACCAUGUGUUUGACGUGGUUUACCUAAAGUUCUUAGAAACAAAAAUGCAUUCAUAUAAAUAUAUUAGUAUACACAUAUACAAACAUAUUUGGCAAAUAAAACAUAUAUUUUUAAGUCUAGAAAAUUUUUAAAAUUUAUUAUGCAUGGGAUGGAAUAAUAGAUACAGAGUAAUAUUUGUUGACUUUUUACAACAGAUGUUAUUAAUAAUAAUAAUAAUAAUAAAAAUGAAAGGAAUGGUGGCACUUUGCUGUAACUACAGGACUCAGGAGAUUGGAAUAGGAUAAUCAUGAGUUCGAAUUCAACCUGUCUGCAUAGUGAAACCUUGAAUCAUUAAAAAAAUAAAACAUGCUAGCUUAAUUUUGCAAAAAAAAACCCACAGAGAUAUUAUUCCUAUUUUAAUCCUACAUAGGAAAUAAAAUAUUAACAGUAGUGUUAAUUUGUAUAAAAAUAAUCACAAAAGAUAAAAAGCAAUCUAUCUUGAGAUAAUACAUACACUGUUUAUGUGUCUUAGAAUUAAGACUGUGAAGCUAAAAGCCAUGAGUGCUCUAAGAUUCAAGUAUUUAUACCAAGCAAUUUUAUUUUUAGAAUUGCUCAUUAGUAAAGAGAGCUCUCUGUCAUUCAGGAAAUGUCAGCCAUAAAGUAGAUAAGGUCUUUCACUCUAUGUAGUGAGAGACAAGAGAAAAGCAUUCAGAAGCAAUAAAAUAUGUGAGCUGCCAAUAAAUUCCAUGAAGACCCAAUAGGAGGAGAUAAAGGAGAAUGACUGAGAAGUCACGGGAGGUUGCUCUGGGGGUGGGGUCAUACAAUUUAAAUGAAAAAAAGGAAUUUGUGAGAUGUGUCCUCAGUGAGAGGGAACAGCCCAUGACAAUCUCAGAGCAAACCUCAGGUAGAGCUGUUCAAGGGCUAGUCAGUGAGCAUGGGCACACAGAGAAGGAGAGGCAGGGGAGGGACCUGAGAGAGAGACUGAAGCAGGAUUACACAAGGAUCUUCAGAACGUACUGAGCCCAGGGAACAGAGAAGAGCUAGAGCUUGCAAAGAUCCCACUUAUCUGCUCUCAGAAGACAGGGUUUUUCUGCCAUCCUGAAGCUUAUUCACAGUUUAUUGCAUUAGCAAUACUCUUUGGGACAACACUACAGUUUCCAAAUUGUUUGUAUUUGUGUGGGUGUUUGGUUGUGUUCAAGUAUCCAUGUUGAGGACAGAGGUGAAUGCUGGUGUCAUGGUCUCUCACAGUCUUCCUCAGUCCCUUGAGACAGGGUUUCUCACUGAACCUGGAACAUGAAAGGAAGACAGAAGGUCCCAGGAAUCCUCCCAUCUCCUUUGUUUACAGGCAUUCUUAGACACACCCACCACUGUGCAGCACAUGAUUUUACCCACUGAAUCAUCUCUCCAGUCCCAAACUGGUUACACUUUUAUACUGAUAUUGUGAGAAUUCAGGAGCUGUGAGAUAUUAACAUGUUUUGAUGCUAAUAUAUAAUUGAUACUUUGCAGGGACAAGACAGGAGAUUGAAAAAAUAAUUGGAACUGUUUGGAAUGUAGUAAUGAAGUAGUUACUGUAACUGCAUUCAUGAUUUAAAAUAAAAGCAUGGGUACAUUUGUCUCUCUCUAGCUUAAAUUACCUGUUAUCAACCAUACUUUGAAAAUAGUACAUGGAACACUCCCAAACAAUUGAUGAGUUUUGAAGUGUAUAUUAUUCUGAGUAGUAUAAUAAACUAUCCAUCACUCUCUGAAUCAAUCUUUUAUUCAAGAACUACAUACUAUAUACCCAUUAGGUACUAAGUAGCCAUCCUAUUUAGCAGAUGCAUUGUGGUGGCAAUAUUCUGGCACUUAUGUUCAACUAACUACUGUCACAAGUGAAGUGAUGAUAGCUAUUCAGUUAUGAAAAAGAGAAGCUGUGAAAUGCUUGCUUUAAGUAAAAAGAUGAAAGGUCUCAACUGCAUCAAAGAUAAGUACAAGUAGGAAAAAGAAGUAGAUAGAAUAUUCUGUGCUAACUGUGGUAUCAGGGUUUUAGAAUAUAUCUCCCUCUGCAACAAAUAAGAGGGGAGGGAAUACCUUAGUCUCUAAUGGAAUGGGCAGACAGAUUGGAAAAACAAACACUCAUAGACAUUUAUUGGAAAGACUGUUUCUUAAAAGGUAGAAAGAAGAAAAUUUAUUAUACCCCAUGUCCAUGCAUACAUAUGCCCACAAGUUUUUUUUUAAAUAUCAGAAAUUAAGAUCUAAGAGUUCUCCACAAUAAAAAUCACAGAAGACAACAGACUAAAUGGCAAGGAGUUUUGAGCGCUAACAAGGUAUGCAUGCCUAGAAGCUGAGGAAAGAAGAUCACAAGUUCAUGGCAUGCUGAAACUUGAAAAUGAAAACCUUGUCCAAACAAACAAAAAUGAUUACAGUGUUUUCAAGAGGAAUUUUGUCUGGAAACCAUCUUACACUGUAUUAUAUUUUCACUGUCAAAACAAUAAAAUCAUUCUGAGGUA
Molecule: messenger RNA, 6371 nt
Organism: Mesocricetus auratus (golden hamster)
Lineage: Eukaryota; Metazoa; Chordata; Mammalia; Rodentia; Cricetidae
Gene: Vstm2a
Product: V-set and transmembrane domain containing 2A
Exons: 5
Coding region: 248-1006 (252 amino acids)
Source: RefSeq, a predicted model, not a curated record